UGACAUUGACAUUUAUAAUGGUAUCAAAAUUUCUGUAAUUUUGUUUGUUUAUUUCUCCGAUUAUUCUAGAAAAUACAUUAAUUACGGGUUUAACUAUCGGUUUAGUGAGUAAUACGGACAUCUUAUCAUUUUAAAUUGUCUAUAUAAUUAUUUACAGUCAUGAUUACUACCAAGCUGGAACUUUUGGUAGAUUUUGGUGAUAAACCUGAACAAGCCCUAGUGAACAAAACUGUGCAGGCACUGAAAGACAAAGAAGGUGUUAAAGAGGCGGUGUACAAAGAUGGCGCCAUCAUGGUGGAGAGCAGCCUGCCCACGGCCGUGGUGGUGGACAUUGCUAGUAAGGUGUCGGGAAGACGGACUGUGCUACAGGGGUUCGGAGACCCAUCCCGGUCUGCAGUAGCCAUGAUAUCCAGCCAGGGUGCUGCACCAAACAUCAUGGGAGUCAUCAGGUUCACAGAGACAGCCCACGGCAUGCUGGCGGACGGCACCGUGGCCGGGCUCAGCGGCACCCACGGACUGCACGUCAGGGAGACAGGCGACCUGAGCCAGGGUUGCUCAUCUCUAGGCCCCCACUACAACCCGCACGGCGCCCCCCACGGGCCCCCCGCGGCCCCGGCGGCGGCGCGCCACGCGGGGGACCUCGGGAACAUUACAGCUGAUGAAACAGGCACCGCCAGGUUCACUGUUGUGGAUAGUUUGUUGAAGAUAUCAGACAUAAUCGGUCGAUCCAUAGCAGUGACGGAGCGCCCUGAUGACUUCGGAACAGGAGACUCUGCCAGUUCCAAGAUUGACGGGAACAGUGGGCCCGCAAUAGCCUGCGGCAUAAUCGCGCGCUCCGCCGGCAUAUUCCAAAACCCCAAGCGAGUCUGCGCGUGCGACGGCGUGGUCGUGUGGGACGAGCGGGACCGACCAUUAGCGGGACAGGGACGGAGAGAUAAGGCUAAACCCUGCUGUCAGAAAGAGAAGGCGUGCUGUGGGGAUAGUAAGGGAGGGAGUAAGAUUUAAUGUGAUCUUUUUUUUAAAGUGAAAGGGAGACAGUGGGAAGGACAGUAGAAGUGGCAGUAAGAUUUAAUGUGAUCAUUUUUUUGUGUAAAAUUCAUUUUUGGUGUGAUCAAGUUAAACCCUGCUGUCAGAAAGAGAAGGCGUGCUGCGUCAGUGGGAAGGAUAGUAGAAGUGGCAGUAAGAUUUAAUGUGAUCAUUUUUUUGUGUAGAAUUCGUUUUUGGGGUUAUAGUGAUAUUGUAAAGUGAAAGAAGAGAUCUAGAUCUAGCAGAUCUAAUGUGAACCCACCAACCCGCAGUGGACCAGCGUGGUGGGAAAUGGUCCAAGCUUAGGAAGGCAGUUUAGACCUUG
Plutella xylostella (diamondback moth) is the source of this 1351-nucleotide messenger RNA. RefSeq names its product copper chaperone for superoxide dismutase (gene Ccs). Gene Ontology annotation, molecular function: copper ion binding. Gene Ontology annotation, biological process: superoxide metabolic process. NCBI's taxonomy places the organism in Eukaryota, Metazoa, Arthropoda, Insecta, Lepidoptera, Plutellidae. The record is from RefSeq and is a predicted model, not a curated record.